AUGAAUCAUAUUACCUCUAAUAUUGGAAAAAGAAAGGAAUUUUAUGAAAAUUUCGAUGGAUUGAGUCAAUCUACUUUAACUUAAUCAUUUUUCCCUUUGAAAAUGGAUCAAUAAAUACCUAUAAAAUAAUAUAUCGGAAAAUUCUUUAAAUAUGAAAAUACUUAAUUUGAGUUAUUACAUACAUAUGGAUUAACAGAAUCACAAAAGAAUCGUUUCAAAAUAGCCACUAUAAAGGGUAGAGCAGCAUUAGUAAAUUCUCCAUAACUUUAAGUCGGGAUUAAAUAAGAAUUAUAAUAUGUUCCUUUGAAGGAGAAAAACUAUUUAAAACUAACCUUAUACAUUGGAAAUAAAACUCAAUCCAAUUUUGAUAGCUGUAAAAUACAAUUUGAAGGAGAUAAUAGAUGUAUUUAUUUUUAAUAUUUUUAAGAAUUUUCAAUGUGGUUAAAACCAGAUAAGAUGGUAGAUAAAAUUGACGCUGGGUAAUAAAUAUAAUAAGAAGUGAUAGGAAUUUUUAAAUAGUAUGAAAAUUAUAGAUUAAUAAAUGUAAUAUUUGCUGGUAAUUAAUUAUUUUUAAUUUAUGUUUAGCUGAAUGGGCAAACAAAUAAAUAUCAGCAAAUUUCUUUUUAACAACCACGUUAGUUUCCUUUAUGGAUUUCAAAGAUAUCAACCUAUAAAUUUUUAGAACAAAAUGGAGAUAAAAGAAAACAUAAAUUUUGAGAGGAGAAACAUUUAUACUCAAUCCAAAAAUAGUGAAAACAGGAAACUAUUUAAGAAAGUAUUAAUUUGAAAUAAAUUAGGAUAUUUCCAAAGUUAUGUGAGUUCAACUCUUAUUCAUUAUUUUAGGACCAAUAAUUGGAUUACUUUAAUGAUAAAUAAUUGCAAUAUAUUUCUUAUAAACUUUGUAAAAAUAAGCUUUAAACUAGGUGGUAUUUUUGAAUUGACUAAUGUGAAUUAAGAUUAUAUGAUUAAAUUUAUAGUUUUGCCAAACAUGUAAUGUACAAUACAAAUAAUUGGAAGCAAUGAACAUUUGUGUAAAUAAAUGUUGAGUACACUUCAUUGGAUAUUGGGCUUAGAAUGA
This is a messenger RNA of Paramecium octaurelia, 1078 nucleotides long. The record is from the annotation of a GenBank genome assembly. NCBI's taxonomy places the organism in Eukaryota, Ciliophora, Oligohymenophorea, Peniculida, Parameciidae.